AUGCCUUCUAUCAGAAUUGCACAGGCUGCUGUGGGCUUGGCGUUGGCUCUCACGGAACCGGUCUCUGCGUUUUGGCGCAUGCCAUGCCCUGGCCGGCUAGUGCUUGAGCGUAUCGAUCCCAUCGUCUCGCCUUACGAGGUUUCGGGCCACGUCCAUACCGUAUCCGGCGGCAGUGGAUUCGGUUUCAACACAACUUACGAGCAGCAGCGUGCUUCUGCCUGCUCUUCGUGCCCGAUCAAGGAUGAUCUGUCAGCUUACUGGACACCGAAAUUGUACUACAUGGCCGAAGAUGGUCAUUUCGAGGACGUCCCACAGGCUGGCGAAGGCAAUGGUGCCACAGGUGGCAUGACGGUCUACUACGAACAGCGUGGCCCUGACUUGAAGAAUCUUCUAGCCUUCCCAGAGGGCUUUCGCAUGCUGGCUGGUGAUCCUUGGCAGCGCAAUGAUACUGGCCUGAAAGCUGCUCCUGGAAAAGCCGUUAGCUUCGUCUGCCUGGACUACUCAGGUGCCACGAAACACCCCCAGACCGGUAACAUGCCAGACUACAACUGUCCCGAUGGCCUCCGUGCUCAAGUCUACUUUCCUUCUUGCUGGAAUGGUGUAGACAUGGACCCGCCGGACCAUCACUCUCACAUGGCAUACCCAAUCGGCGAGUAUGACAACGGUGUAUGUCCCGACUCCCACCCUAAUCAGACAAUCUCGAUCUUUUACGAAAUCAUCUACCAGACGAAUCUUUUCGCCGAACGUUGGUAUGAUGCUGCUGGCAAACACCCUUUCGUCUUCGCGCAAGGUGAUCGUACUGGCUACGGCUUCCACGGCGACUUCGUGAACGGAUGGGACGUCGAGGUUCUAAAGAAUGCCACCAGGGAUUGCACGAACGACAGUGGCCAGCUGUCCGAUUGCAAAUACUUCGACGACCUGUUCUCCAACGAGGAGUGCCAAGCCUGCAAGAUCCCGCCCAUGAUUAACGAGACUGUUACCGGCAAUCUCACCAAACUGGCUGGCUGCAACACACCCACCGAGGGACCUGAGUAUGCACCACCUCAGAAAUGUUCGCUCACGCCCAUGGGCACUGCGCAAGAGUAUUUCACCAACGUCGUCAGCUCCCUAGGCUGGGAGUAUCAAGGCUGCGCCAACGACAGUGUCGUCACACGCACGCUUCAAGGCGCUAACACAGCCUCCAACUCUAUGACGAUUGAGACCUGCAUCGACUUCUGCAAGGGCAAGGGCUACUCGCUCGCCGGCCUUGAGUAUGCAAGUCAAUGCUAUUGCGAUAACGACUACAAGAGCGACAACGCCGGCUCUCGUGCACCUCAGCCUGAUAUUUUGGGUGACUGCUGGCAGCCAUGUGCCGGUAACUCGGCUCAAGUCUGCGGUGGCGCGGGUGCGCUCAGCGUAUACAGGAACUGCGAAGGCGGUGCUUGCGACAACGUUCUCUUCCACGUCAAUGGCUCCACUACUGCGCCUGUCGAGAGGAAGCGUCACUUGCACAGUUCGCGUCACAACCACGGCCAUGCCAAGCUUUAG
Recurvomyces mirabilis is the source of this 1527-nucleotide messenger RNA. RefSeq lists its product as uncharacterized. The transcript has a single exon. The record is from RefSeq and is a predicted model, not a curated record. Lineage: Eukaryota; Fungi; Ascomycota; Dothideomycetes; Mycosphaerellales; Teratosphaeriaceae. Bases 1 to 1527 code for a protein of 508 amino acids.